Molecule: messenger RNA, 5005 nt
Organism: Cylas formicarius (sweet potato weevil)
Lineage: Eukaryota; Metazoa; Arthropoda; Insecta; Coleoptera; Brentidae
Exons: 18
Coding region: 66-4892 (1608 amino acids)
Source: RefSeq, a predicted model, not a curated record
GCUAAUUUGGCACCAGUCUUGUUGUGCUGUGAUUUGGUGCACGCACGUUGCCAGAACUUACGAAUAUGCGUACUCAACAACUUCUCAUACUAUGGAUUCACGUACUCCUCCCGAUUAUAUCGAUAUUUCUGACGCCUGGUACCCUAAUGGUACUCGCAAAGGUGCAAAGCAACAGGGCUAAACUGAUUUCUGACGCGUUAACCACCCGGACCAAGCUGGCGGCAGCUACGGCCAAAUUCAAGAAACCGUAUAGCUACAGUUUACGCUCCAGACGUGACGUAGAUAACCACAACAUUCCCGGACCCACACCCGAUUACAAUGGACACCUCUACAAAGCUGAACUUGGAAUUACAGACAAACCACAAAAUGGGCACUACCCAGACUUGGCGUUCCACAAGGCUAUUCUAGAAUUAUCGAAAGCGAACCCGCAGAGCAAUAACGCCUUUUUCGAGCCCGUCUCACGUGGAAUGGUAUUAGAUGCUCAAUCCAACCAAAACCAAACCGAUAGAGACGAGCAACUGGAAAAUCAUCCCGCGAUACUUCAAUAUGAUGGCCGAUGGACCCAAGAUGAGAUAUCUAGGGAAUCUGCAGAUCCAGAGGCGUCCCUCCACAAGAAACACGGCAAAAAGCACGGGGGUCAUCAUGGUCACCAUUACCUACAGUCGGCCCAACACGAUAACGAUGACCCUGCGUUCUACGCAGCUAUCAACAAAUUGAUAAAGCCCGACAUCCAAGAGCCACCGAAAAAAUUCCCAGAACACAUCAACAACGAUGAAUUGAGCACGGACACAGUGGUGGCAGAUAUUCAAGAGUUUAGACCGAUAACGGACGAGUUUCAAACGCCUAGAUUCGCAUUCCACGAGUCUAUUCAAGAUUUGUCAAAAGCGAACCCGCAGAGCAAUACCGCCUUUUUAGAGUCCGUCCCACAAGGAAGGAUAUUAGACUCUCGACCUAACCAAAACCAUAGCGAUAGUGCGAGCUUCAGAGACGAGACACCAGAAAAUCAUCCCGCAAUACUUCAAUAUGAUGGCCGAUGGAUCCAAGACGAGGUAUCCAGGGAAUCUGCAGAUCCAGAGGCUCCCCUCCACAAGAAAUACGGCAAAAAGCACGGGGGUCAUCAUGGUCACCAUUACCUACAAUCGGCACACCACGAUAACGACGACCCCGCGUUCUACGCAGCGAUCAACAAAUUGUUAAAGCCCGACAUCCAAGAGCCACCGAAAAAGUUCCCAGAACACAUCAACAAUGACGAAUUGAGCACUGACACAGUAGUGGCAGAUGUACAAGAAUUUAGACCAUCAACGGACGAGUUUCGUGGGUUUCAAACGCCUAGAUUCGCAUCGGGUGAAAUGGAUUCCGUCGUCGGUGCGAGUCCCGACGAGUUAAACCAAUUCGACAUGCAGCUUGAAAAUAUGUGGAACAUGAACAACUUUGAUGCACGUGCUUCUCAAAUGCUAAGACAAGCAGAAAAUGAAUGGCAUCAGCUCGGAACCUCGCCGGACUUCAUCACAGAGCAGAUAGUUUCGUCUCCGUUUCCCGAUUUGAGACUUGAGAAUGAAGGUUUCCGCCAGAGGAGCCCGGAACCCCACAAACACAAACACAAACACCAUCACGAUGAAUAUCCCCGACCUUACCCUUCUAACUAUUAUUCCUACUACAGGAAUAAUGACAUCAACGUACCAGCUGGUGAAAACGAGCAAAUAAAUCGUCACGAGGGGCACCCGCACGGCCGCGACGCGGACGAGAGAUGCGAGGAGAUGGACAAGAAAUCGAAGAAGGACAAAAAAGGACACGACGAACACUUCGAGCCUCUUUAUUACGGCCACCCGACCGCCUAUCCUUAUCCGUCCGAACCGCUGCCGUAUUCCUACCGAACGAACGCCGAAACUGAUGAUCAAACUAUGCAGCCCAAAUCUGCCCACCACGCUCAGCACGGAUUCACACACGUCCACUCUCACACGCAUUAUGCGAAAAAGGACUUUGGAGGUCCAUAUCCGGCUCCAUUAGUUGCUCCAGGAGUCAACGUACAUGUCAUUCAAAACCAAAACACUGGAGUACUACCCGCUACCUACCCUCAGCAGCAGUCUUACGCUAAUAGCCAAGCCGGAGCGCAUAGUUACAAUGGCGGCUCAAGCCAGCUUAAUUAUGGACAAGCGGAUGCUUUCGCCCAUUCGGGACAGUCGUAUGCAAAGUCUCAGGCUUCAGCAAUAGCCCAGGCUGGCGUGUCGAGUCACGGUUUCCUCAAUCAACAUGGAUUUGUAGGUGAUUCAAAUCCUAAUCCAGAUGUGCAGGGAUUGGAAGAUUCUAACCGAGGUCGAUUCUCAAGAGCUUUAAAUGAGGACGAUAAAGAGUCGUCUUACAGCACUGAACGUUUCGGACCAGCUAGACAUAUCAGGGUACCGAGGGAACUGGAGCCAGCACCUCCUGAGGGCACAAUUCUAUUCGAAAAUGCAGAUCAAAUGAAUUUUGGAGGUUUAGAAGAACAGCAGGGGAACGGACCAAGCCAAGACUUCAGCCCUCCCGAACAAGAGAACCAAGCUCGCAAAGCGGACAGCCCAAAAGCGUCGUUGGAUCAUACAAAGGACUUUUCAGAUUUUGAGCCGAAGAAUAUCGACAUAUUGAACAGGCCUUCUGAAAACAUUACUCUUGUCGUGGAUAACGGAAAAGCAUUUAAUAUCAGAGAAGCUCAAGACGCGCGUGAAGAAAAUGAUGGAAGAUUACAAGCCGUCUUAAAUAAUCAACUUCCUCAACUUUCUACAGAAUCUUCAUUCGCGCACAAUAACGAACCACUUACGGAUCCGACACUCCACAGUGCCUUGAUGACAAGUAUCCCUAAUACCACAAAUUUCACUGAAAGCACAGAAAAGGAGCAAAUAAAUCUUCAGUCGAUCUUCAACGCGGACAUGGAUGGCGAGAACUUGGGCGCAGAAUUAGAUCCUGAAAAAGUAUUCAACGCGACUGAUGCAUUUGCGAGCCUAGAAGAGGAGAUGAAAAACAUGACAAAGGAGCAAAAGGAAGACUUCUUCCAGAAAGAAAUGGAUCUUAUAUUCGAUGUCGUCAGAGACGCCAUGAUCAAUCAUCCAGCUUUUAGAGGGAUGGAAGAGAUCAACGAUUCCAAGUCAGAACGGAGUUCACUUGAACACCUUAAAUCUCCUAAUCUGUUCCGAGCGCAUGCUCGCAGCGAUUGGUUUAUGCACAGAUUCGAUGAUCGACGUGAAUAUAAACGAUCAGUGAAGACGACAGAGGAGCAUUUUGACGACCUACUCGGACGUCAUGAAGAUAUUUUGAGUUCCAUCAAGGAAAAUGCCAAAAAUGACGAAGAUCUGCUGAUGAUAAGCUAUAUCGGUGAUGGUUUGGUUAGAGAUUUCCGGGACAGGCGCAACCGACCCGUUGCGAAGAGAAGAAAAAGGGAAAUGGCUGUACUUAAACCCACUAACAUUCCCUGGACGCGGUUGGUAAGCGACUCGGGCACCAAAAUUGACGUACCAAAAACCCUGGACCAUAUUGGCGCUGUCACCAGGCAGGCCCUCGAAAACAGCAGAGCGCCUUUGUUCCACGUGAGAAGUUUGAUCGGAAACGCAAAAAACUCGGUGAUGUCGGCCAUGAAGGUGCCUCCGAAUAAUCUUAUCAUUCCAUCCAAAUACGAAAUAGCGAAGAUGGGAACGAAUGAUGCCCAACUGGGGGCUAUUAACACCAAACUGGUGGACGAGGAGAGCAAGACCAACUUAAAACCCACCGAGGAAAGACCGGAAGCACCUAGCGAUCCCCUCGGAGUUAUGGACACGUUCCAAAAACUUGGAAACAUUAUCAAAGAAAGCGUCGACACUGGGAAGAACACAGUGGUCCACAUCAAUGACGCGGCAGCUGACGCAAGAAACGUUUUAUACACAGCUCGCAACUCAGCACCAAGGUUGAUAGUUCCAAGCGAACUUCCACUACCCGUAUCCGAUAUUAACACGUACCAACGCUUAGGCAAGAAAGCAGUGCUGAUCGCUCCUAAAGUGUUAGACUUCUCCGAGGACCGACUAGGUUCUGCCCAAGAGCAACCCCCAAAUGGGUUUCUGGGUUUAGGUCACCUUAUGGACGCGGUAGGCCUUUCGAACCCACAACGAUCGGAGGUGAAGCUACAAAAGAUCGUGCUGGAGCCCGAGGCUCUCAGAGUAAUGCAAAAGUGGGAGAAACCUAAAGAAUUAACAUCCGGCGCGGCUUUCUCGAAAUGGAUAAAAGAUAGAACAGCAGAGCAGCGGGUAGGAGAGACUGUGUUGUCGCUAAACCAGGCAAAAAAGAGUCUCGGAGCUUCCAGCUUCAAGGAAUUCGUAGAGUUGGUGAAAGAGUAUGCCACGCAGAAACAACGCGAGUUGGAAAAACAACUGGAUGAAGUAAAACGACCGAUAUAUGGAAUCGAUAAUGAUAAAAAAGACAAACAAGGAGGACAAGAGAAAAGCACAGGUCCACAGGUAGGUCUCUACCUUCCACCAAACCUCAUGCGACCGUUCAUGGGUCAAGCCAGUGACGCCCAGUUAUCCGAACUGAUGAGAGAGAAUGGAAACGAAGAUAACGGAAACAAGCAACAAGAUCUGGGUCAUGUGUUGGGCGCCAUCAAUCCCAGGAUGUUCGAAAGGUAUUUCAACGAGAGCUUGGACGGUACCAAAGAACGUUACCCCUCCAACCCAGGUAGCGAAAGCGCGGAAAACCGGUCGUCCAGAACCAGUAUGAAAGUUUUGGACGUUUACAAAAAGCCUUUUAUGGGCUACGUCUCCGACGAUAAAAUUAAAUCCUAUCUAAGUAAAUACAACAAAUUCGAUUCCGCGCAGGAAAACGACGGCUACCAUUUUAAGGAAGUGGUUGUUCCUGUCAAUGUCAUAGACAGUAAUUUUGAAGAAAUUUAUUAAUUAUAAUCCUACAAUAAAAUAUACUACGCGUUUUUAACUAGCUUAAUUAAUUCUAUCACAUUCUCCGCCUGUUUCAUGGUGGGCAUAUCAAUCAUGCUCCCUUUAUAGGUAAA